Messenger RNA from Thrips palmi, 1517 nucleotides. RefSeq names its product cathepsin L1-like. Gene Ontology annotation, molecular function: cysteine-type endopeptidase activity. The coding region runs from base 407 to 1405 and encodes 332 amino acids. Gene Ontology annotation, biological process: immune response. The record is from RefSeq and is a predicted model, not a curated record. Gene Ontology annotation, cellular component: lysosome. Lineage: Eukaryota; Metazoa; Arthropoda; Insecta; Thysanoptera; Thripidae. The transcript has 6 exons.
CGAAGACGGAUGCCAAUUUGUUGCGUCUGCUAUCCGCCCUCAAAAUCAAACCUACACGCAAGUCUGCUUGCGGAAGGAAGUUGCCUGCACGACAGCUUCAAAUCGCUCAAUAGGUCGUUUUUUAUCGAUUCAGGAACAAUGGAGCGGGACGCUUCUGUGUCCCGGUUGGCGACAUGCGAUAAGCAGCGACAAUCAGUCAUUGAAACUCCCGUCCCACGUUUAUUGGCAUUGAAACCAAUACCUGGAUCUGAUCCCAUUAGGGCUGACCCAGACACUUCCGAAGUGAGUAAGCCAUCAAAAAUAAAAGUCAUGAACGUCAGAACCGGCCAGUUGUGAGGAUAUAAGCGCGUGCACGGGUUGAGAUAACAGCAAACCGACCCUCACGCCAGCGGCAGUCGCAGAGAACAUGCAGACCUCCAUCGUGCUCUUGGCCCUGGCAGUGGGCGCCACGUGCGUGCCCAUCCCAUCAGACAGCCAGCUGCUCGGCCAGUGGCAGGCGUUCAAGGCCCAGCACGGGAAAACGUAUCAGAGUGAACUUGAAGAAACAUCCCGGUUGAAGGCGUUCAAGGACAACGCCAUAAGGGUUCUCAAGCACAAUGCUCGCUUUGAGAGAGGUGAAGUUACUUUUCGGGUCGCCCUGAACCGUUUCUCCGAUCUGCACACGCGUGAGUUCGCAGAGAUCUUUACUGGUGUCCGUCUGGACACGCUUAAAGUGGGCAGUCGCGUGCACAACGCAUCACUCAGUUCUGCCGGCAACUUGACCAGCGUCGACUGGAGUAAGGAAGGAUUCGUCACCCCCGUCAAGGACCAAGGCCUGUGUGGCGCCUGCUGGGCUUUUGCGGCCACCGGUGCUCUGGAGGGACAAAUCUUUAAAAAGACGGGGAAGCUCGUUUCUCUCAGCGAACAGAACUUGGUAGAUUGCUCAUUGAAUGGAAAUAACCGUGGCUGCAAGGGUGGAAACCCUCAGGGAGCCUUUUCGUACAUCCACACGAAUGGAGGCAUUGACACGGAGAGCAGCUAUCUUUAUGAGGCUAAGGAAGGCAGCUGCAGAUACAAGGAAGAACACAGUGCAGGCACGCUCUCUCGUUACGUUGAGGUGAAGCAGACUGAGGAAGCUUUGCGCGAAGCGGUGUCUUCUGUGGGCCCCGUGGCCACUCUUUACGACGCCACCCACUGGAGCAUCCAGCACUACCACAGCGGCAUUUACUACGAGCCUGCGUGCAGUUCCAAUGUGAACCAUGCCGUGCUUAUCGUGGGCUACGGCAGCGACGGCGACGGCCAGGACUACUGGAUUGCGAAGAACUCGUGGGGCACCGCCUGGGGCGAACAAGGAUAUUUCAAGACCGCCCGUAAUAGGGGGAACCACUGCGCGGUCGCCAGUUGGGCCAGUUACCCCGUAGUCUGAACUGAGUUGUGACUGUACGGAUGCUGCCAACACCAACCAUGCCAAUUGUGAUAUUAGUUUUAAUUUAUUUCUCAAUAUGAUUCUCACUUAAAAUAAAGUCUGGUUAACACUA